CGUUGCAGUGCCAUGCUGCGGAGUGAUGUAGCAAGACGUAGCUGGCACAUAGCAAACGUUAGCAAGGUUGUUUUUUUAAUAUACAAAUCCUUAAAAUCUGUCUAUUUUAGAAGCAAAAUGGAUAUACUGAAUUCCAUCUAACGCCAACGGCCUGCUGCGCCUUUCCUGCUACCUGACACACGGACAUCUUGUUUCUGACAUAUCAGGAGGAGUGCAGAGACAUAUUUUGACUUCAUUUUGUCGCCGGUGCAGAUCGUGUUGUCGUGGAGCUCUCUCCGGCCCACCAUGGCGUGGCCCUGUAUCAGCAGGGCGUGCUGCAUGGCCCGCUUGUGGAACCAGCUGGACAAGGCUGACAUUGCGGUGCCUUUGGUCUACACCAAGUACACGGAUGCUUCGGAGAUGCAGCACAUCAAGCUGCAGCCGCCGCACCACCUUUCCCAGGGCCGCGUCGCCAUAGAAACGCAGCCGUCUCGCGCGGAGACCGGGGCCACAACAUCUGCUCGGCCGCCGCGCAGGUGCGUCUCGGAGGACCGGGUGUGCAGCUCGGUGAUGCGCGAGGACUUUAAACACUGGAACGUGCGACCGGAGCCGAGCUGUAAACCCAAGAACGAGUACCACGAACCGGAAACCCCGUUCAACAGCGAGACCCAGUACCAGAAGGACUUCAAACCCUGGCCCAUCCCGAAAAGGUGCGACCAUCCCUGGAUACCCAAACAGCUUCCCUCCGCCGACCGGGCUGCGGACAGGUCCAGGCACGGGAAGCAGCCGGCGGAAGCGGACAGCGGCGUGGAGAAGAGCGCCACCGCUGACCAGGUGCAGGAGAAAGACCUCCCGCAGGGGCAGGGAAGGAAAACGAAGUCCAGUAAGCAAGAGGGGCAGAAGAAAGUUGUCCUGAAGGUGGAAGAAGAGGGCAAAGGGAGGGCGGCGGCGGAUGCUGUGAACAGGCAGAUCAAACAGGAGAUCACAGCCGACAGCUCGUACAAAACUGAGUACAAGGCGUAUAAAGAUGUGAAGCCGGCAAAGAUGAUCCGGGCCCGGUCCCAGUACCUGCCACCGGAUGAGAGGACCAGCCUAGAGACCAGCUACAGUGCCACAUACAAGGGCCAAGCCCCGCUGAAGCCUGCUGACAACAAGGCCCUGGAGAGGAGGAGGAUACGCAGUUUGUACAGCGAGCCUUACAUAGACCCUAUCAAACAGGUUGACAGGUACAGUGCCCUCCGCACUAAGCCCAAAAGGCCUGGAGCCGCAGCGGCGGCCAAGCCAACGAAGAAAGCCAAAGAUAAGCAGAGCGCCGCGCUGAGGGGCUCCAAGAAGACGGCCUCUGAGAACCAGCUCGAGAACCGGCCAGCGGUGGGGGACAAGGAGAAAAGUAAAGAGAUGAACAACAAACUGGCUGAGGCAAAAGAGGUUGUGCUAAAACAGUACCACUACAUACAGCUCUGCCAGCCAAUCCGAGAUAUUGGCUGGGUGCAGACUCUAAAGCAACACCUGUGGGGCUGUGCGCUACCCAAUCCAAGUCACAGUUUUUUGUUUGUCUCACCGCAUUGCCUCCGGUCCACUCCUCCGGUCACAGCUCUUAUUAAUAUUUAUCUCCCAUAUGGACACUCGAGUGUCUGACUAGCUGCUGUCACACUCUCUGUGUAAGAACCUUACAUGUGAGGAGGCCCCAGAUUUUGCUCUACAUUUCCCCCCCCCCCCCCCACCGCCGUUAUGAUUUCAACAUGCACGCAGCACCAGACGGAUUACAACGAGCGGUGAGUAUGAAUGGAAAGAGGGAAGCUUUGGGAGCACACAGUGCAAAAGGAUGUUGUAAGAGCAUGUUAAUGAUCUUCACUCUGUGCUGCUUAUUGAUCUUUAUUCAAAUGUGUCUUGCAUAUUGUAGAUAUUCUGUCACAGAACACCCCGAGACCCUCAUUGCACUAUUGGUAUCCUGGAGUUCAUAAUGUUACAGUGACUUACUGGAUGGGUCGAAGUCGAGAUUUAAACCAAGGGCCCGUAUUGAUCUCAAUGCGAAGCGGUCCAAUGCAUCGUUAGAAAAAGACAAAAAGCUUUGAUUCACAUGUGUAUUCUAAAACACAAUGGCUUGUAUAGGAGUUUGUUUGUAAUAUUAGUGAUAAGCAAACAGGCCCCCGUGGCGAUGUUGUGUCUUCGUCUCAUGUUAAGCUCUGGGCCCGAAGACAGAGGCCUGGUUUUCUCCUCUGAAAUGAGCGGUCACCGGGUGCUCCGCCCAAUGGCUUGUUGUUGCUCGCCCGGGACAAAUGCCUCAUCGUGUGUCUCUUUCUGUCUCCUUCUUCUCUGCUGUCUUAACCAUGUGCUGCCUCCUAGAGAUGCUAAGGACGAGGUUCUCCGACCCGGUCAUCAUCAUACCCAGGGUGCUGCUGGAGGAGAACCACCAGCACCACUGCUGGAGAGAGCCGA
This is a messenger RNA of Pseudoliparis swirei, 2418 nucleotides long. It is a transcript of the gene map6a, whose product is annotated as microtubule-associated protein 6a. Lineage: Eukaryota; Metazoa; Chordata; Actinopteri; Perciformes; Liparidae. Gene Ontology annotation, molecular function: calmodulin binding; microtubule binding. The coding region runs from base 286 to 1617 and encodes 443 amino acids. The transcript has 5 exons. Gene Ontology annotation, cellular component: microtubule; Golgi-associated vesicle; cis-Golgi network. The record is from RefSeq and is a predicted model, not a curated record. Gene Ontology annotation, biological process: microtubule cytoskeleton organization; regulation of microtubule cytoskeleton organization; cytoskeleton-dependent intracellular transport.